CACUUACGACCAUGGACAGACCCGAACGAGCGCUGGUAGUAACUCCCCAUCCCGACGAUGCGGAGAUUGGCUGCGGAGGAACCGUUGCCGGAUGGAUUGCUGAAGGAACGGAGGUGUACUACGUCCUCUGUACCAAUGGGGACAAGGGUACGAGCGACCCCGAUCUGACAUCCGAGCGACUUGCUGAGAUCCGCGAGCGUGAGCAGGCUGAGGCCGCCGAAGUGCUGGGCAUCAAGGAGGUCGUGUAUCUGAGAUAUCCGGACGGCGGACUGGAGGACACGUCAGAGUUCAGGGAGCGUCUGGAUGUGCGGGAUGGUGACGAUGGACGCUGUGUCCCUUACGCGCGAGACCGUCUGCACUACCCUGAACACAUCACGGAAGACGGCCUGGACACGCACAAGGUCGGCGACGUGCUGUUCUGGGGUACCGAGGAGCCCGACACGUACAUAGACAUCACCGACACUAUCGAACUUAAGAUAGAGUCGUUGAAGAAGCAUGCGUCCCAGGUCUCCUCUGACGACGGGACGGACGUAGGCGACUUCGUCAAGUCGAACGCGCGAAGGAUAGGACAGCGGGCGGACAUGCCCUACGCUGAGUCGUUCCGCAGAAUCAACAUUCGUAGGUAG
Molecule: messenger RNA, 626 nt
Organism: Geodia barretti
Lineage: Eukaryota; Metazoa; Porifera; Demospongiae; Tetractinellida; Geodiidae
Source: the annotation of a GenBank genome assembly